Cuscuta campestris is the source of this 1487-nucleotide messenger RNA. NCBI's taxonomy places the organism in Eukaryota, Viridiplantae, Streptophyta, Magnoliopsida, Solanales, Convolvulaceae. The record is from the annotation of a GenBank genome assembly.
CCAAACCUCCCGAAAAUUGAAAACUUCCAUUUUUCUUUAGCACGAAAACAAAACUUGCGCCCAAUCCCUCCACCUGAAAAUUUUCGAAGCUUCAGAAAUGGCGGAUUUAUACGCACCCACCCUUCCUCUCAUUUCCAUCUCUACUCAUCACCGCUGCCUCCAACCCUCCCUGCCGGAAUAUUCCGAUUCCUUCUCGCCGGAGCCUCAGAGAUUCGAGCGAGAUCGAUGGCGGAGCAAAACAGCUGCGUGAGAGUGACUCGCAGCAUGGCGAAGAAGAGAGCCGUGGAAGCCAUGACCGCCGAACACAUACAGCAGAGAAAGAAGAGAGUGGCGUUGUCUGAAAUCAAUGAAUUGACGAGCGCGGAUCUGAAUCGGGAUCUCAAGCCUCCCAAUUCCAAGUCUACUAGGGCGAAUAGGAAGACGAUAAACGAGAAAGGGACAGCAAAAGCGGCUGAGGACGGCGUCGAUUCUAAAUCCGAUGACGCUCAGAUGGGCGGUGCUUAUGCUUCUGAUAUUUACGCGUAUUUGCGUCAAUUGGAGGCUCAGGAGAGAAGAAGACCACUGGACGAUUACCUGGAGAAGGUUCAGAGUGAUGUGAGUGCAAACAUGAGAGGGAUAUUGGUGGACUGGCUAGUUGAAGUUGUAGAGGAAUACAGACUUCUCCCUGAAACUCUAUAUCUAUCCGUCAAUUACAUUGAUAGAUUCCUCUCUGUAAGCCACGUUUCUCGGCACAAGCUUCAGCUUCUGGGCGUUUCUGCAAUGCUUAUUGCCUCGAAAUAUGAAGAGAUCAGUCCUCCCCAUGUGGAUGAUUUUUGUUACAUCACUGACAACACCUUCAACAAGAAGGAGGUUGUGAAGAUGGAGCAAGAUGUGCUCAAAUCCCUCAAGUUUGAAUUGGGAACCCCAACAAUUAGAUCUUUUCUCAGAAAAUUUAUAUCUAUUGCCCAAGACGAUUGGAAAGCACAUAAAUUGCAGUUAGAGUCACUAGUGUACUACCUAGCAGAGUUGAGUUUACUGGAUUAUUACUGUGUUAGAUUCUUACCAUGUUUGGUGGCUGCUUCUGUGAUAUUCCUCUCAAGGUUUACACUCAAACCUAACAUCCAUCCAUGGAAUCAAGAACUGCAGCACUGCACUGGAUAUAAGUCCUCUGAUCUGAAGGAAUGUGUCUCUAUCUUACAUGACUUACAGUUGAGUAGAAGAGGUGGCUCUUUGGUGGCUUUAAGGGACAAAUAUAAACAACCCAGGUUUAAAAGCGUCUCGGCGUUACUGUCUCCACAGAACAUACCGGACUCCUAUUUUUGAAGUCCAAGAAGAAGGAAUGUGAAGUUGUGAAUGGUACAUUGGUACAUGGAGUAUGGUCUUGAUAAUGAUCUAAAUGAUUCUCCUGUUUCUUCUUAAUGGGUAAACUAUUGAGCCAUUACGGGUGUAAACUCCAGCAUUAAUGUGUUCGGUAUAUAUUUAUGAGCGAUUAAAAUUUGUUGACUUUG